AUGGUGGAGACUCAAUACAAGGCAGUUGUUAAGGGCGUUCGUUCUGAUAAUGCUCCUGAGCUGAAGUUCACUUCUCUGUUCAGGCAAAAGGGUAUAAUCUCGUAUCAUUCGUGCCCUGAAACACCAGAGCAAAAUUCGGUGGUGGAGAGAAAGCAUCAACAUAUACUUAAUGUUGCUCGCUCUCUGAUGUUUCAGGCUCACAUUCCUCUUGAGCUUUGGGGCGAUUUUGUUCUGACAGCUGUGUUCCUACUCAACUGUUUGCCUACACCUCUUCUGAAUGAUAAAUCCCCAUUUGAAGUUCUGACUUCUAAGGCUCCUGGCUACACUGGUUUGCGAGUGUUUGGUUGUCUUGCAUAUUGUUCCACUUCUUCAAAGAGCCGCCACAAAUUUCAACCUCGUGCCAAGCCCUGCGUCUUCUUGGGCUACCCACCUGGUUGUAAAGGCUACAAGCUCUUAGACUUGGAGUCCAACACAACACAUGUUUCCAGAAAUGUUGUGUUCCAUGAAGAAAUAUUCCCCUUCUCAACGGGUCAGUCAGAUUUUCCUCUUGAUUUCUUCACUUUGGAUCAAGAAUCUUUGAACACUGAUAGUCCAAACAUGGUUCAUCGGGCUGUUCCUGUAGUCGAGGUUGGCGCUCCUAUGGUUGUGAACGAUAAUCCCACCCAUGUUUGUUCUCGUUCUGAAGAUUCUUGUCCCGGAAAUGAAGAGGAACCCUCUAAGAGAGCAUCCAAAAGCCCUGCGUACUUGGAUGAAUACUACUGCAAUGUGCAGGAUGCCUAUAUUCCAUAUCCCCUUGCUAAUGUCAUGUCCUACACUCAGCUCUCGGACGAAUACAAGGCAUAUAUUUGCGCCCUCACAUUACUGCCUGAACCUGCUUCGUUCAAAGAUGCUUUGAAGUUUGAUGAAUGGAUUCAAGCGAUGAACGAAGAAUUGAUGGCCCUUGAGAAGACUAAUACUUGGGAUAUCUGUUCCUUGCCUCCAGACAAACACGCUAUUGGUUGUAAGUGGGUCUACAAACUCAAACUUUUGGCUAAUGAUUGUUUGGAGAGAUACAAAGCACAAUUAGUCGCGAAAGGUUAUACACAACAUGCUGGUGUGGAUUUUGUUGAUACAUUCUCCCCUGUUGCUAAGAUGACAACUGUGAAGACUCUUCUUGCAGUCUCCGCGGCUAAGAAUUGGAGUUUGACUCAAUUGGACAUCUCCAACGCUUUCCUAAAUGGCGAUCUUGAGGAAGAGAUCUACAUGACAUUACCUCCGGGUUAUACCCCAAAGGCCGGAGUUACUUUGCCUCCAAAUCCUGUCUCUCUACUCUCUUGA
Molecule: messenger RNA, 1317 nt
Organism: Microthlaspi erraticum
Lineage: Eukaryota; Viridiplantae; Streptophyta; Magnoliopsida; Brassicales; Brassicaceae
Source: the annotation of a GenBank genome assembly